Molecule: messenger RNA, 1497 nt
Organism: Polistes canadensis
Lineage: Eukaryota; Metazoa; Arthropoda; Insecta; Hymenoptera; Vespidae
Gene: Ubx
Product: homeotic protein ultrabithorax-like
Exons: 4
Coding region: 127-1158 (343 amino acids)
Biological process (GO): anterior/posterior pattern specification; negative regulation of transcription by RNA polymerase II
Cellular component (GO): nucleus
Molecular function (GO): RNA polymerase II cis-regulatory region sequence-specific DNA binding; DNA-binding transcription factor activity, RNA polymerase II-specific
Source: RefSeq, a predicted model, not a curated record
AUCGGUAAAGAAAAAAACACUAGAGAUAAAGUAACGAGCGAACGAGGGAGAGAAGUAGAGAUUGGGAGAGGACAAUUCUCCCGAGUGGCCGUGUUUAAGUGCAAGUGAUUCAAAAUACCCGGGAUAAUGAACUCGUACUUUGAGCAGAGCCCGGGUGGCUUCUACGGAAGCCAUCAUCAUCAAACCGGUGCUGCGAGUCAGCAUCACGAUCCCGCGACAGCGGCAGCCUAUCGAAGCUUUCCUCUUGGGUUAGGUAUGUCACCGUACGCUUCCAGUCAGCAUCAUCAUCACACGUCCGGUACUUUGGGUAUACACCCAGGAGGUGGUAGCAACACGAGACCACCACAGGAUUCGCCGUACGACGCGAGCGUCGCGACGGCUUGCAAGCUCUAUUCGACGACGCCAGAGGCGACCGGACACACGACUUCCUCCUAUUCGACGACAGCGAGCAAAGAUUGCAAACAACAAGAUCAAACGACGGCCCAUCAGAAUGGGUACGCCGCGGCGAUGGCCGUGGCCGCCGUCAAGGACGUUUGGCAGUCGGCGACCUCUGCUACCAACGGUCAGACCAAUUCGGUUGUACGUCCUUCCGCCUGCACGCCCGAGGGCACGAGGGUCGGUACCUACGGCGGCCUCGUGGGCGGCGAUCCGGCAUCGAGUCCCGGCAACAACGGCACCUCGAGGUCCCUCGCCUCCACCUGGAACACCUGCAGUCUCAACUCGACCGCGAGCCAACCGGUCGCCACGCAACUCCAUCAGCAACCCGCCAAUCAUACCUUCUACCCAUGGAUGGCUAUAGCAGGUAAGGACGAUAUUGCUAAGCCACAUUGGACAUGGUUGCAAGGAGCGAACGGACUGCGCAGGCGCGGCCGACAGACCUACACGCGUUAUCAAACGUUGGAACUGGAGAAAGAAUUCCACACAAAUCACUACCUCACCAGGCGGAGGCGGAUCGAGAUGGCACACGCGUUAUGUUUGACGGAACGGCAGAUCAAGAUAUGGUUUCAGAAUCGACGGAUGAAGCUGAAGAAGGAAAUACAGGCGAUAAAAGAAUUGAACGAGCAAGAAAAGCAAGCGCAAGCGCAAAAAGCAGCGGCAGCGGCCGCGGCUGCGCAUCAGCAACAAGGCGGCGGUGGGGGUCCCGAGGGGGGUAACUAGGGGUACGCCCUACACCGUAGCCCCCCUGACCACCCCACCGCGAAUCCACACCACCCUCUGUUAGCGCCUCAAUGUACACAACUAUACUAAGGUGAGUGGCAGGCCGCACCCCGCUGUCUCUGUAAUGCCAAAUAGAUGGUCGACGUGCAUAUCCGUUGAUCGUCAAUUUAUCGGUUGCGGCGAAUCAGAUGCUGCACCGGUGAGUGACGAACCCCCCGGACCUCCCGUAGCUCACUUUGACCAAUAUUCUCCCAACGCACAUACGUACACAUUCGAACACAUUCACGUAUAUAUAGACACUGAAAAUGCGCAAACACAUAAGACACGUAAAGAAAUGGU